This is a messenger RNA of Colossoma macropomum (tambaqui), 508 nucleotides long. RefSeq names its product transmembrane protein 258 (gene tmem258). Bases 100 to 339 code for a protein of 79 amino acids. NCBI's taxonomy places the organism in Eukaryota, Metazoa, Chordata, Actinopteri, Characiformes, Serrasalmidae. The record is from RefSeq and is a predicted model, not a curated record. Gene Ontology annotation, cellular component: membrane-bounded organelle. Gene Ontology annotation, biological process: protein N-linked glycosylation. The transcript has 4 exons.
UUACUCCCAUCAGUCGUUCUCAGGAUCUCGCGAGAAUUGGUGUCUUCACAUACGUGGCUUUUCCUGGAGCUGUUGGCGAGGAUAGCCGAUCUAGCCGUCAUGGAACUGGAAGCCAUGACCAGAUACACCAGCCCGGUGAACCCGGCUGUGUUCCCCCACCUCACAGUGGUGCUGCUCGCCAUUGGCAUGUUCUUCACAGCAUGGUUCUUUGUGUAUGAGGUAACAUCCACAAAAUACACACGAGAUGUAUACAAAGAGCUGCUCAUCUCACUGGUGGCAUCACUCUUCAUGGGCUUUGGGGUUCUCUUCCUGCUACUUUGGGUUGGAAUUUAUGUCUGAAGAGGUUACACAUACACAGGGGGACGGGUCGAGAAGAACAUUCCGGUGGCUCGGCAUUCUCUCCGGGCUUCAAACUCUACCACACGCACUGGGAACGGGAAUGGACUUUGCACUGGCAGGAUAUCGGGAACUGGGAUUGAUUUCACAAAUAAAAAAGAUUUUGUAUGAA